This is a messenger RNA of Alosa sapidissima (American shad), 1523 nucleotides long. It is a transcript of the gene mitd1, whose product is annotated as MIT, microtubule interacting and transport, domain containing 1. The transcript has 7 exons. Gene Ontology annotation, biological process: midbody abscission. The coding region runs from base 422 to 1165 and encodes 247 amino acids. Gene Ontology annotation, cellular component: midbody. NCBI's taxonomy places the organism in Eukaryota, Metazoa, Chordata, Actinopteri, Clupeiformes, Clupeidae. The record is from RefSeq and is a predicted model, not a curated record.
GAUCAUGUCAGUCUUCCCUCAGAAAAAAGGGAACGCAAGACAUUUCCUCUGUUCUUGGUGGGAUUGUUUUGAUUGAAACACUUCAUUUAACGAGGAAGUGUUGUUGGGCGUUUGCAGUGGUUGCGACUGUAAGUGUGCUGUAGAAGUUUACUGUACUUUAAUGUUAAAUAAAGACUCUGGUGUUAGCUUAACAUACGUUAUCAUAGCAUAAUGAGGCCCACGAUUGGUGUUUUUCAGAUGUCUCACUGUUUUAUUGUGAUAAUGUAGAUUUAAGUGAAGACCAUAGUGCAUUUUCAUGUAUGCUAGAAGAAGAAGAGACGAAAAUUACAGUACUCCGUUGAAGAAAAUGAAAACGUGUUUAAUGUAAGAAACUCAAAGAAACGCUCUAACAACGUAUUAAGGUAGUUUCUGCAACUUGACAAUGUCACUCAACCACUUACCUGGGAUGGAGACUUCGGCCGUCUCUGUUCUGAAGAGAGCCGUGGAGUUGGACCAGAGUUCACGCUUUCAGGAGUCUCUGGUGUGCUACCAGGAAGGGAUUCAACUACUCAUGGAUGUCCUUAAAGCUGUGAAGGAUGAUUCCAAGAAAGUGCAUUAUAGGGAGAAGAUCAAGAAGUAUAUGGACAGAGCUGAACAGAUUAAAGAACAUCUUAAUAAAGCAAAAGAGGAGGGAAAAUAUCACGAACAGAUCAAGAUAUCAGACAGUGACACAGGAUUUAGCUAUGAAGUCCUCUUCAAGCCAUAUAUCAAUGAGGGCCUGACAGAGGUUUGGGUGGAGGACCCUUAUAUUCGCCAUAUUCAUCAGCUCUACAACUUCCUGCGUUUCUGUGAAAUGCUGUUGAAGGCCCCCUGCAAAGUCAAGAAAAUCCACCUUCUGACCUCCCAAGAUGAUGGAGACAGUUCUGCUCAGCAGGUCAGUGCCCUCAGUGAAAUCAAGGAGUCGCUUCAGAGCCAAAGUGUAGCCCUAGACAUCCAGUACUCCUCCACCAUCCAUGACAGGGAAAUCAGGUUUGACAAUGGCUGGAUCAUAAAAAUUGGUCGAGGACUUGACUAUUUUAAAAAGCCUAAGGGUAGAUUCUCUGUUGGAUAUUGUGAUUAUGACUUGAGAGAGUGUCACGAGACCUCUGUGGAUGUCUUUCACACAAAGCACACUAAGACAAGUUAGAGCUGGAUAACUACUUUGUGCCCUCUUACUUUUCUCAUUUCUUAGUCUCAAGACUAAGUGCCUUCUCAUAACAAUGCUAAUGAAAUGGCAUGUUAUGUUCCGGCUGAGCUGCAGUGCUCACAAAAACAACUCACAACCAAGUUACACGGGAUACCAUUUUUUUUUUUUUCAUUUUGCUGCUGCUAUCAUGGACCAAAUGGGCCACGGUGAACCAAUGUGCACCACAUAAUGGCUUAAUGUACGGAUUUAUAUGUAAUAAUGUCUUAAUGGUUACAACGUUGUAUUGUGUUUUAAAUGCUUUUGAUAUCUGUUGAUCUUUGGAUACUAAGGUUUAAUUUUAAUAAACUAUUCAACUGUU